AUGUGUAACCUAUCUGGCCGGUUAGAUGGGCUGGACUUUGUGUCCUUGCCUCGUCUUGCCCAUCUCGACCUCAACGACAACAACCUCUCAGGGCUAAUCCCGCCAAGCAUCGGUACGCUUGGUGAGCUCACUUUAUUGGAUCUCUCAAGCAAUUCCCUGUCAGGACCGAUCCCACCAUCCAUAGGUAAUCUUACUGAACUCACUUCCCUGGAUCUCUCACAGAAUUAUCAGUUCCUAAACGGCCACAUUCCUUCUGCACUUGGCAUGCUACACAAUCUAAAGAAGCUUGAUCUGUGCCGUAACAGCUUUUCUGGCCCAAUACCUCCUAGUUUGGGAAAUCUAACCACGUUGGAUUUCCUAGGCCUUAGCUUCAAUAGUUUAUCGGGUGACAUUCCACAUGAACUAGGAAUGCUGCAUAGGUUGUCAUUCCUACAUCUGCUUGGAAAUAGCAUCAGUGGCUCCAUUCCUGGAAGCUUUGGGAACCUAACAAGGCUAGAAUUAAUCGACCUUUCCAACAAUCAAAUACGUGGCUCCAUCCCUUCCACCUUCUGGAAUUUGAGAUCUCUAAAAAAACUUGUGCUUGCCUCCAACAAGGUUAAUGGACUGCUGCCACCAGAAAUAGGAUUUCUAGUUAAUCUCACGCAUCUGGAUUUAAGCAGCAAUCGAUUUACAGGAAGCAUUCCACCUCAGAUAGGACAAUGUCACCACCUGUUGCAGCUGCGGGUAUCAGACAAUUUACUGACAGGACCAAUACCACAAGAUCUUGGGGAGUGUACUGGCCUGUAUGAGUUGGAUCUCAGUAGAAAUAAUCUAAGUGGCACCAUCCCGGUCACUCUUGUGCAGCUUUACCAACUACAGAGCCUGAAUUUGUCAUUCAACAGUUUGGGUGGCAAAUUUGGGGGCACAUCUGUCCCUUCAGCCUUAGUUUCUCUUGACCACAAUAUUGAUAUCUGUGGUGAUCAACGGUAUGGCUUAACACCCUGUGGAGCACAAGGGCUUGAUGGAAACGACGAGGGGAAAAGACAUAAUAAACGCCUUAUUUUGGCACUACUUCUUGCUUUUGGUCUCUUUGGCUUCAUUUCUCUGGUAACAGGAAGCAUUGCGGCCUUCUGUUGGAGGAGAAAAAUUGCAGAAUGCAGGACCAGAAGCAAGCCUAGAGACAUGUUUUCCAUAUGCAAUUUCAACGGAAAGAUUGCAUUCCAAGACAUAGUUAAUGCAACAGAAAACUUUGAUGAAAAAUAUUGCAUUGGUGUUGGAGGACACGGGUCUGUCUUCAGAGCUGAGCUUCAAGGAGGAAGUGUCUUCGCAGUCAAGCUGCUCCAUGCAAUGGAAGACGACUACACUGAUGAAGGAACAUUUCGUGCUGAGAUUGACGUGUUAACAAAAACAAGGCAUCGAUGCAUAGUGAUUUCUUGUGUACGAUCUCUUGUGUACGAUCUCAUUGAAAGGGGAAGUUUAGCAUCAGUUCUUCAUGAGGAACAGCUUGCCAGAGAGCUUGAUUGGCCCAAAAGAGUUGGAAUUGUGAGGGAUGUAGCUCAAGCUCUAUCAUACUUGCACCAUGACUGUGAUGAUCCCAUUAUACAUCGUGACAUCAAAAGUAGUAAUAUCUUAUUAGACCAUGAUUUUAAAGGUUAUGUCUCAGAUUUUGGCAUGGCAAGGAAGUUGAAGCAUAUUUCCUCAAGUUCGAGUACUAUCUUUGCAGGGACAUGCGGCUAUAUGGCACCAGAAUUAUCAUCUACAAUGUUAUUAACAGAGAAGUGUGAUGUAUAUAGCUUUGGUGUGGUUGUCAUGGAAUUGGCAAUGGGAAAGCAUCCAGGAGAUCUUCUGCUUCCAUUCUUUUGCCAAACGCAGCAGCAUACAAAGCUCAAAGAUAUCUUGGACAAGCGCAUUGUACAGCCAAAAGGCAAUGAAGAAAGGGAUAUCAUUCUGCUCCUUCUUGUUGCCUUUGGGUGUUUGCAAAUCUGUCCAAAAGCCCGGCCAACAAUGCAGCAGGUGUGCCAAGCACUAACAAACAGAAGCUGCCCAGCAGCCAUCCUGAAGCCACUUCACGAAGUCAAGUUACAAGAUUUGCAUGAUUUCUGCUACACCAUACAGAAUAUAUGA
Messenger RNA from Miscanthus lutarioriparius, 2103 nucleotides. The record is from the annotation of a GenBank genome assembly. NCBI's taxonomy places the organism in Eukaryota, Viridiplantae, Streptophyta, Magnoliopsida, Poales, Poaceae.